Umbelopsis ramanniana AG is the source of this 3511-nucleotide messenger RNA. RefSeq lists its product as uncharacterized. Gene Ontology annotation, molecular function: protein binding; nucleic acid binding. The transcript has 12 exons. The coding region runs from base 28 to 3396 and encodes 1122 amino acids. Gene Ontology annotation, cellular component: nucleus. NCBI's taxonomy places the organism in Eukaryota, Fungi, Mucoromycota, Umbelopsidomycetes, Umbelopsidales, Umbelopsidaceae. The record is from RefSeq and is a predicted model, not a curated record.
CCCGUAACACGGCCCAUUGUCAAAGCGAUGAGUGUCUACCAGUAUGUGGUCACUGCUCAAAAGCCCACGGCGGUGCAUUUCGCCGUCAAGGGAAGAUUCACCUCCUCCGACGAAAUCAACUUGAUAAUUAGUAAAGGAACGAGGAUAGAGAUAUUCACUUUGACGCCCGACGGCUUACGACCUGUCAUUGAAUUUGGAAUCUACGGCCGCAUUGAGGCUAUGGAAAUAUUUUCCCCACCUGACGUAUCUACGGACUCAUUAUUCAUAUUGACAGAAAGAAACACGUUCUGUAUCUUGACUUACAAUCCGGCUACCCAAGAUAUCGUUACGGCUGCUAAUGGGGAUGUGAGAGAUAGAAGCGCCCGCCCUCUAAAUUGCGGCAUGCGAGCUAUGAUCGAUGCAGAGUGCAAAGCAAUCGUGUUGACUAUGUACGCUGGUCUUGUCAAGGUACUUCCAUUUGCCACUGGGGAGACUUCAAGUCUAAGGGCUCCCAAAUCAAAAGGGAAGAACGUUGUCGGCCGACAUACAGGUGAAAUCGGAGAAGGUUUUAAUGUCAGAAUCGACGAAGUCAACCUACUGUCUUCGGUCAUGCUUCACGGUGUCGAAACCCCUACUCUUAUGAUUCUUUACGAAGAUACCCGAGCUGCGCGCCACGUAAAGACAUACGAAAUCAAUCUGAGGAGUAAGGACAAAGCCGGCGGAUCCAAUUUCCGAGCAAAGGUGGAAACAGGUGCAAACUUGUUGAUUGCCGUACCUGCACCCCUUGGAGGAGCAUUAGCUAUCGGCGAGCAAACUAUAACCUACAUCCACCCUGACCGAUCUCCCAUUAGCAUCAACAUAGAAGGAACUGUCAUUAGAUCAUACGGCUUGAUAGAUGAGGAUGGAACGAGAAUAUUAUUGGCUGACUAUCUGGGCCAUUUAUAUGUCCUUGUUUUGAUUUCUCAAGGUGGAGCGCUUGCAGGCUUGCAAAUUGAGCGACUUGGCGAGGUGUCGACUCCUUCGUCCAUCGUCUAUCUGGACAAUGGAUUUGCCUACAUUGGGUCAUCUUCCGGCGACUCUCAACUAGUACAGUUACACAAUGUUCAAAAUGAUGAAGGUUCCUAUCUUGAAAUACUGGAGGAGUAUCCAAACAUGGCCCCCAUCACCGAUUUCUGCAUUGUCGAUCUCGAAAGGCAAGGUCAAGGCCAACUUGUGACUUGCUCUGGUGCUGGUAAAGAUGGAUCGUUGAGAAUUGUUCGAAAUGGUGUUGGUAUCGAUGAGCAAGCGACUCUCGAAAUGCCUGGUGUUAAAGGUCUGUGGUCAUUGGCUGAUUCAUACGGUUCUAUGCACGAAGAAACCAUCGUAUUCUCGUUUAUUGGCGAAACUCGCGUACUUCAUCUGAACGAUUCAGAGUUGGAAGAAGCUGAGCAGUUUUCCGGGUUUGACAUGGCCCAUAGUACAGUCGCUUGUGGCAAUGUAGCUGGUAACCUUCUAGUGCAGGUCACAGAAGUGAGCGUACGACUGUCAGGAUGCUCAACAGAAGGAAAAUUGAUUGACGAAUGGAUUCCGGACGAACCUGGCUCAACUAUCACUGUAGCUUGUUUGAAUGGCACACAAUGUAUUCUAUCUUAUGGUAACGGCUCGUUGGUUUUACUUGAAGUACAAGGCGAUAAACUGGUUAAAAUUAGAGAAACUCAGCUGGAAUAUGAAAUUGCAUGCAUUGACAUCUCCCCGUUUGAGAGUGAAUGCUCAGAAAAAUCACAAUUUGUUGCUGUGGGCCUUUGGACAGACAUUACUGCACGCAUCCUCUCGCUACCAGAUUUCAAGCCCUUGGUCAAAGAAAGCCUUGGCAUAGAAUCUAUACCUCGUUCUAUCUUGAUGACAACUCUGGAAGACAUCCCUUACCUGUUUGUAGCAUCUGGUGACGGACAACUUUUCUCUUUCAAAUUUGAUCAACAUACAUCCAGUCUGGUCGAGCGAAAGAAAAUAGCUCUAGGCACUCAACCAAUUGUUCUGCAAACCUUCAAAACUGGUACCACAACCAACAUCUUUGCUGCUUCAGAUCGACCUACUGUUGUCUAUAGCAAAAAUCAAAAAUUGCUGUAUUCUAAUGUUAAUCUGAAGGAAGUCAACUACAUGGUCUCUUUCAAUAGUGAGUCGUUUCCCAAUUCAGUGGUGCUCAACACGGAUGAAAGCACCAUCAUUGGCAAAAUAGAUCAGAUUCAAAAGUUGCAUGUAUCCAAAAUUGGUCUUGACAAGGAAAUGGCAAGACGUAUCGCCUAUCAAGAAAGUUCUCGAUCAUUCGGUAUCAUCACACUCAAGAUUCAGAUUGAUGCUGGUAGCGGUGAUGAGCAAGCCCUUGGGUUUUUCCGCAUCCUCGAUGACCGGCUAUUUGAAGUACUAGACAGCUUUGCGUUGGAUCAAGACGAAACAAUAGAGUCUAUCAUCAGUCUGACGUUCGAAGCUGAUUCAAACGAAUACUAUGUCGUCGGUACUGCACGUCCCACGCCAGAAGAUUCUAACGUUCAUAAGGGUCAUCUUCGCGUAUUCUCGGUAUUGCCUACGCGACACCUCAAGUUGGUUACUGAAUUAGAGGUUCGAGGAGCGCCGUAUGUGUUGAGAGAAUUUAAUGGUAAACUGUUGGCAGGAAUCAAUGGAAAGGUGGAAAUCUUCCAGUUGAGGAUAGAAGAGGACGGCAGCUAUAACUUAUCCUUGCACUGUUCCCACCAUUCUAAUGUGGUUGCACUCUACAUCGAGACCAGAGGCGAUUUCAUUGUUGUUGGAGAUCUCAUGGAGUCAGUAUCUGUGCUGAUGUACUCUGACGGAGCUCUUGAACAAGUAGCAAAAGACUACAACGCAAACUGGAUGACUUCGGUUGGCAUGAUUGAUCAAGACACGUACAUCGGAUCUGAGACAGGAUACAAUUUGUUCACGCUCAAGCGCAAUGCUGGUGGUGCUACACCUGAGGAACGUAGAAAACUAGAAGUCAUGGGCGAGUUCCAUUUAGGAGAGUUUGUCAAUCGAUUCAGAAAAGGAUCCUUGGUUAUGAAUCAGAACGAAGUGGAAGGAUCACCGAUCUUGUCGUCCAUUCUUUACGGUACCAUUAAUGGAGUCAUUGGCGUCAUUGCAAAUAUCACUCAGGAAUCAUACGAAUUACUUGAAAAACUUCAAUACAAUAUGACCCAUGUAAUCCAUGGAGUAGGUGGUUUAAAAUAUGAAGAAUGGAGGACCUUUUAUAACGAUCAACGAACUGGCGAGUGUCGUAACUUCAUUGACGGCGAUCUCAUCGAGACCUUUUUGGAUUUCAACUCAGACCAAAUGCAACUGGUUGUCGAUGGCUCCAAAUGGGGUACCCCACUUGAAACUAGCGUUGAAGAUGUGAUCAGGCUGGUUGAAAUAAUGGUGCGAAUACAUUAAAAUUGUACCAGACCAACCAUACAUUGCGUGUACCAAAGAAAAAAAAAAAGAGAAGAAACUUAUUCCGAGCCAUUUUAUGUUUAUAACCUAACACGUUAGAAAAGCAGGAUCAUUU